Messenger RNA from Polypterus senegalus (gray bichir), 966 nucleotides. RefSeq names its product olfactory receptor class A-like protein 1. Gene Ontology annotation, molecular function: pheromone receptor activity. Gene Ontology annotation, cellular component: membrane. The record is from RefSeq and is a predicted model, not a curated record. Bases 1 to 966 code for a protein of 321 amino acids. Lineage: Eukaryota; Metazoa; Chordata; Cladistia; Polypteriformes; Polypteridae. Gene Ontology annotation, biological process: G protein-coupled receptor signaling pathway. The transcript has a single exon.
AUGGACACAGCAGAUACAAGACAAGUCUUCAAAGCUGCAGCCUUUCUUGUCCUCACCGUAAUCAGCAUCCCAGCUAACAUAUUUGUCUGCUAUGCUUUCCUGUUCACCUUGGUUGCAGAGCGUAAACUUAUGACAGCUGACAUCAUACUGUGCCACCUAGCAUUUGCCAACCUGGUCAUGGCCCUUAACCGCAGUAUUCCACAGACGCUGACUGCAUUUGGCUACAAGAACCUAUUUGAUGAUGCUGGCUGUAAACUGACCCUCUUUUGCUUCCGCAUCUUCCGAGGCAUUUCUAUCAGCCUCACAUGUCUGCUGAGCACCUACCAAGCGGUACUGGUUUCUCCUGCCACAUCUAAGCUUGUCCCAUUCAAAGCCAGGAUUCCACAGUACCUAUGGCACUUGAUGGCUUCCUUCUAUAUUUUAUACAGUGCCAUCAACAUUAAUGCUGCUCUCAAUUCCUUUGCCUCUUUCCCCAACAACACAAUUCCACCCUACACAUACAACCUACAGUUCUGCUUUGUCUCCUAUCCUGAUCAAAUUGGUUUUGUUUCUGGUGGUCUAGCAAAUUUUUUCACAGAUCUUUUAUUUAUAGUGUCAAUGACUGCCAUGAGCGGGUACAUUCUGCUACUCCUCUACAAGCACAGCAAGAAAGUGAGGAGUCUCCGGAUAUCAGAAAGUGGCCAGUCUGGAGCAAGAGCAGAGGUGAAGGCAUCGCGAGCCGUGGUCACCUUGGUCAGUCUAUACACAGUCUUCUUUGGAGUUGACAAUUUCAUAUGGCUUUAUUCUCUAACUGUCGUGAGGGUGGCCCCACUCCUGUCUGAUGUGCGAGUAUUCUUUGCCACCAUCUAUACAUCAGUGUGUCCGGUUGUAGUUAUUUUCACAAACCCAAGAGUCAAUUCCAAGCUGAAAUUCUCAAAACCAGAAACACUUGCCUCGCAAACUGAAAACAGCAAAUCCAAUGUAUAA